CUGUUAUUAUAAGACAGUCGGAUGAGCUUUUAUAGCUUUAGGAUAAUUAUAACCGAAAUGAAAAAGUGAAAAAAUAAUCUUUUCUGUGAUCACUGUAUUUUAAAAAGACUACAGGGUGCCUUAAUGACUCCUGUUCAUCAACUUUAAGUUUGUAACAUUUAGAAAAAUAAAGUAUUUGUAUUCAUUUUAUACUUGAAUGAAGUAAGUUCAGUUGUGUUUUUAUUUUAUGUUUAUCUCUAAGUCAGCGUAUAUGGGAAUUUAAUGGCACUAUAACCAGUGACUGCUGACAGUACAACACAUUAUUUCCUCUCUAAAAGAGGGUGGGGCGCCCUCAAACGACUCAUUACAACAGCAACUUCACUCGCUGGCCAAAAACACUGCAGCCAUCUUGCACAGCGAAACGGGAGUGAUUAAACUCUGAAAUUAGGUUUGUUAGCUCAUUGUAAACCAGGGUAUUAUUUGACCUACUGUCAGACGGUACGAUUCUGAAACUGAAAAGUUAUCGUGACAGCACAAACACUCCGGCAACAAGCUAGUAUUUGGUAAAAACAUUUCGUCUCCGGUACGAUGUUGUUCCUUCUCAGGCAUCCCAUGGAAUGACAGCUGAAGCCAUUGGUACCGCCUUUUACAAUGCCGAACAGCCAAUCAGAGCUCGCUGAAAUCCCUGCACGGAGACGUUUAGCCGUUGUGCGCAAGCGCAUGUCAGUUGGUAAGUACCUCACUUCUCAUAAGCUCGCAGGAGUGUGAAGAUGGCGGUUGGCUCCGGCCCGCUGGAUGAUCCUUUAGUGCAUACAGAGGUGAAUAAAGCGACAAUUUACCAUCCUGUGCAGCUUGUAGAGUCACAGCUGUCGUUCUUGUGUCAAAACAACCACUUGAAUAGGCACGAGACAGCCGGUAAUUACAUGGCUAUAGUUCCGGGACAAGGGGGUAGCGCGAGCUAAUGUCCAGCUGGGACUUGGUCAAGACGGUUGCUGAAGCAGGUACGCUGUAACUACUAAUAUUGUUUUCCUCUUUGUCUCUAUGAGUAAACACAAAAACAGGCAGCUGACAGCGAACGGUAGUUUGUGUAAACUAGUCUUGCCCCAUCACAUUCAAGAUUGUUUGUGGUGCUUCUAAACAAGUUGAAGUGCAGGGGGUCUAAUCAUAACGAGGUCCCCAUGGUUCAACUAUGGAUGCAUCGACGGCCAGCACGGACCACAACACUGGACACGACCCUGGCAAACCACUUGUUGUUAGUGGCAGUGUAACUUCUCUUCCCAAUGCACAGGGGAAAGUAGGCUUAUACUCUGUUCAGACUUUCAAUGGGAGCCAAACUAUGAACUCUCACAAUUCAGGAAGCGCUGCCUCUCUGAGGGGGGCGACAGUGACGGGUGGCACUGGUGGCAGCAGCAGCACUGUUACUGCGAUAUCUGCCACAGCUGUCAACAGUGGACCAGUGAUGUCAAAAGGGCUGACCGCUGCGUUGAUGCCCCCUUCAUCAAACAGUGUAAUUCAGACGCCCCUCGUGAACUCGCAGAAUGUUGUCGCUUCACCUCAGCCUGUGAGCCAGGCAACAGGAGCCACUGUGGCACUCGUCAGGCCGCCUAUGCAAACCGCGGGGCCGGGGACUAUGAAUGGAAACAAUAAUACGAGCCCUGCUGUGGUUGUCAAUGCAACAGGUCAGACAGGUAUCAACAUACAAACCCCGCUUGUAAACAAUAGUCAGCCGCCAAACCCGGUGUCUGUCAGUGCUGGGUCGCACAUAAUCAAAGCAGAGCCCCCCACUUCUAUAAUACAGUCAGCACCGCAGCCGGCUGUCACUCCUGAAACAGUCGGGGCUCCCCGGGCUCCGGCGACGGUAGCUGGUGCUCCAGGUGGGAUCCGAGCACUUUCACCUCAGAUGCUGGCCCCAAGGGUCCCUCAAAGCUCACCAGGACAGCCCAGUAUAGGCCUACACAACAUCCAGCUCCCCCCUGGAAUGAUGCUUGUGCGUAGUGAGAGUGGACAGCUAUUGAUGAUUCCUCAGCAGGCUCUGGCACAGAUGCAGGCCCAGGCCCAAGCCCAGGCCCAGGCACAAGGGGGCAUGGCACCUCGGACUGCUACUCCAACGAGUAUGCCCCCUGGCCAGGCUCCUGGCAGCACCAUUAUUAACAGACAGGUGGCUCCCAGCACCAUCAUCCGUCAGGGCUGUCCAACUCCUACAUCACUUGCUGCGACCACCACUCUUCACAGACCUCAGAUUCUUCAGAGCUCAGUUGGGGCUGCAGUUCCAGGAAUGACCCCCAGGACUGUGAGCCAAACAGCUGGGCCCACGGUUACCUCGGUAACAGUGAGCAAAGAGACAAUGGAGAAUGUGAAGAAAUGUAAGAACUUUUUGUCCACACUGAUCAAGCUGGCAUCCACGGGGAAGCAUUCAGUAGAGACUGCAGCCAGUGUGAGAGAGCUGGUCAAGGACCUGCUGGAGGGCAAACUAGAAGCUGAAGAAUUCACCAGCAGAUUAUACAAAGAGCUAAACUCUUCACCCCAACCGUACCUUGUGCCUUUCCUAAAGAGAAGCCUUCCAGCACUGAGGCAGCUCACUCCAGAUUCAGCAGCCUUUAUCCAGCAGAGUCAGUCCCCCCAGCCUGCCUCAGCUCCAGCCUCUUCCACCUCUGCCACCCCUACCACUGUGGUCCUGGGCAGCCCAGCCCCCCGCCUCGUUACCCCAGUCAGCAGGCCCCAGCUCCAAUCAGGGGUCAGCAAACCAGGACAGACCCCCUCACUGGUUCUCCAACCUCAGCAGCAGAGAGCGAUACUGAGGCCUCAGGUAACCUUACCGGUAACAACCCCCAUGGUGACACUCAGGAAUCAGGCCCCUGGACGCCUCAUAGUGGGACAGCAACAGGUCCAGCUCAAAGAGCUGCAGCCAGUUCAUGUGAGACCAGAGGGGCCAACUAUUGGUAAACAAGUCUGUGCAGCAGCGUUGACCCCAGCUCAAAAGAACAAACUGAAAGAAGCCGGGGGCACUUUCAAAGACGAUGAUGACAUAAAUGACGUGGCCUCCAUGGCUGGAGUGAACCUAUCAGAGGAAAGCGCUAAUAUCCUUGCAACCAGUUCUGGACUAGUGGGCGCUGUGACACAUUCCUGUAAAGACGAGGCUUUUCUCUCCUGUGCUGUGCUGCAGAGGAGAAUCCUGGAGAUCGGCAGGAGGUAUGGUGUGACAGAUCUUGGUGCAGAGGUGGUGAACUUUGUUUCCCACGCUACUCAGCAGCGGCUCCAGAACCUGCUGGAAAAAGUUUCCCAAGUGGCCCAGCAGAGAAACAUCAAUUUUAAGCAGGAGGAUGACAAUUAUGAGCAGAGCAGUGAUGUCCGUGCACAGCUCAAGUUCUUUGAACAGCUGGACCACUUGGAGAAACAGCGGAAGGAGGAGCAGGAGCGAGAGAUCCUUCUUAAGGCAGCUAAGUCUCGAGCUCGGCAAGAGGACCCAGAGCAGCUGCGUCUGAAACAGAAGGCAAAGGAGAUGCAGCAGCAGGAGCUGGCUCAGAUGAGACAGAGGGAGGCCAACCUGACGGCACUGGCAGCCAUCGGCCCGAGGAAGAAGAGGAAAAUUGUGGACUCUCCGUCAUCGUCUGCUGCAGCUGAGGGAUCAGGAUCAGGUCCCUCUCUGUCUGGCGGGGCCGGUUCAUCAGGCUCCAGACCCACACGGCAGCGCAUCACGCGUGUCAAUCUCAGGGACCUGCUCUUCUGUUUGGAGAACGAGAGAUUUACCAGUCGCUCCCAUUUCCUCUACAAGGGCUUCCUCAAAUAGGUCUGAUGUCAGAGAGGAGAGGAGGAGGAGGGGUGGGAAUAAAGUGUGUGGAGAGACCAGCAGCUCCCACCGCACAGAGAGCUUCAGAGACUCUUACAAAUAAAGAGGAAGAAGGCUGCGGCUUGGCACAUUUCAAGGUCUUUGGGAUAUAGAUGAUAACCUGAAAUACUGUAGUAGCCAUAUUGGAUGGCCUCUCUACCUCUCCCCUCAGUCUUUCUUUCAGAGCAGUCAUGGACUGAUUCCCCUUUAUCUGCCCCUUCUUUUUCAAGAAAGUGCAUAAACACAUGACAUGUUUUUCUGAGGGUGAUUUUUUUGUAUAAACAAAUGACCUGUUGUACAAUUAUGCACUGUCACACAGUACAGUUUAUUUUCUGGUCAUUUCUUUGUGUGCAUUAGGUUUUUAAAGCAAUGAAAAUCAACAAGAAUGUUUUAAUUUGAUUUAAACCACCGACCUAUUUAACAGACUAAUGAUUUAAUUUUUUUGUUUGGUCAACUUAAUUUAGUUUAAGCUUCAUACUGUGUAACCUACUGAGUUGCCUUUCUAAUGAAGAAGCCAUAUAGCCAUCCUGAAGCAAUUAACCCUUCUGUACUCCUGAGGCAGUAGCUCCCUCUCUGUCAUCAUCAUCAUCACUAUAUUUGAUUUUUUCUGCAUAUUUAUUUACUAAACUCAAGCUCAAAUGAAUGUUCAGUUAUUUAUUUAAUUACUUGUGACUCCUCAUUUUUUUGUGUUGCUUAAAUUCAAAACAAAUGUGCAUUUUUUUUUUUGCUUAUAUCAUGUUUAAGAUAAUCUGUUGGGUAUAUAGUUUUCAGUGCAUGAAAAGAGGUGUGCACUUUUUUUAAACAAUCUGUUUAUUGUUCUUUUUUAGUUUGACAUGUAUUGAUUUCAACUUCAGAAAGCUUUUAACCUUUAUUGCUAUACCAAACAUACACCUACUGGAUACUGAUUUCUAUUUUUGUAGCUUCCCACCGACACAUUUUUACUCUUUUAAUAGUGACUGACGUUGUCCUUGGAAAUGAGAAACUGGAGUUUCUUCCUGUAUAUUUGUAAAUGUUACACCUAAAGUUUUACACACAGUUUUGUAUAGAAUUGAGAAUUUAUCAAUAUAGCAUAAAGAAGAGACACGUUUUCUCUA
Cheilinus undulatus (humphead wrasse) is the source of this 4899-nucleotide messenger RNA. RefSeq names its product TAF4A RNA polymerase II, TATA box binding protein (TBP)-associated factor (gene taf4). The transcript is spliced from 15 exons. Gene Ontology annotation, molecular function: RNA polymerase II general transcription initiation factor activity; DNA binding; protein heterodimerization activity. Gene Ontology annotation, cellular component: transcription factor TFIID complex. The record is from RefSeq and is a predicted model, not a curated record. Gene Ontology annotation, biological process: DNA-templated transcription; transcription initiation at RNA polymerase II promoter. The coding region runs from base 1169 to 3766 and encodes 865 amino acids. Lineage: Eukaryota; Metazoa; Chordata; Actinopteri; Labriformes; Labridae.